Molecule: messenger RNA, 873 nt
Organism: Macrobrachium nipponense
Lineage: Eukaryota; Metazoa; Arthropoda; Malacostraca; Decapoda; Palaemonidae
Exons: 2
Coding region: 1-873 (290 amino acids)
Source: RefSeq, a predicted model, not a curated record
AUGUUGAAGAAAACUUAUGCUGAUCCAGAGAAAAUAACCUCAUCUCUAAUUUGUCAAGUAGCAGGCCUGCCUAAGCCUUCUGCAGAUCUGGAUUCACUACGUGGCUUACAGGCUAAACUUGAACAAUAUGUUAGAGGCAUAGAAAACAACAAAUCUAAUUUGGAUCACUGUACCCGAGUACUUGGUCCUUUAGUUUUCCAAAAACUACCUGGAAAGAAAACCAAGCCUAACCAAAGUUCUAAUAGACCAGGUAAUCAGACCAAAACCCAAGUUAGUUCUUACACCCCCAAGAAACAUGAUGUCACGAAUCUGAGUAUUUCUGUCACUCCAGGUCAGCCUAAUAAGACAGCUAGAACUCAAAGUUGUGUAUUCUGUGAUAGACCAGAACAUAAAGCCUACCAGUGUGACAAUUACAAGACCACGCAAGAACGCAUUUCAAGACUUACUGCACAAAAUCGUUGUGUGAAAUGCACUUCACCUAACCAUAAGGCAACAGAUUGUCUUGUAAAAUUCCUCAAAUGUCUGUCACGUAAAACUGGACUACACCAUUCAGCAUUGUGCUCUGAUUCCUUAAUUGAAGUCUCUGCUGUGAACUAUUGUGGAGACAAUGACAGUGACAAAGACUUAUAUUCACAAACAAGUGGAAUUCUCCCUACCGCCUUAAUGAAAGUGGUGUGUCCACCCUCAGGCAUCACCAAGGAACUUAGAUCACUGUUUGAUUCUGGGGCGCAACGCACCUUCAUCACACAAGAGGCAGUGGAAGAGUGUAAACUUGAACGAGAUAAUCCUGUCCAACUGAGCAUCAGUGGGUUCUGGGAUACCAAAGAACCUAGAGAAUAUAGUAUGGUCACUGCCUGUCAGGGUAAACGAUGA